Messenger RNA from Diabrotica virgifera virgifera (western corn rootworm), 6330 nucleotides. RefSeq lists its product as uncharacterized. The coding region runs from base 4909 to 6321 and encodes 470 amino acids. Gene Ontology annotation, molecular function: zinc ion binding; nucleic acid binding. The record is from RefSeq and is a predicted model, not a curated record. NCBI's taxonomy places the organism in Eukaryota, Metazoa, Arthropoda, Insecta, Coleoptera, Chrysomelidae. The transcript is spliced from 3 exons.
UAAAUUAAAUACCUAACCUAUUUAUAAUGCCGAAAUUUACAGGUUUCAAGUUUUAAUGUAGAGCAUAAUUAUGUAUAGUAGAAACGCAGAAACCAAACUGGAGGUGAAUCAGUAAAUAAUUUCUGGUAUUUUAGAGAAGACAGCAAUUGCAAUUUUCAAGCAUAUCUAAAAUCUGCCAAAAUCUUUAUCACUCAUUGAUUGACUUAAUGGCCAUUAGGGGAGAAAUAUUAGCCUACAGGUCCAGUAAUUGAAGAAAGAAUAAAUUCCACUGAUCACUGAUAGAAAGAGUAUUAAAAGAAAAACAUUUAGUGAAUGAUGAAUUACGGGAUAUAGAUAAAGCCAAUAGUAGACAGGAUGUCUCCUAGGCAAAGGAACCAGAUAUUUUGGAUAAACAGGAAACAGAUAGCUUGUUGAAAAUCCUUGUAGGUGAAUACAUUCUUGAUUAUAUAAAAGCCAUUCAGUGGGGCAGAACCCAUGAAAAAGAUGCCAUAGGCCCAUAGAGCACCUAAGAUAAAAUUAUAGUUGUAAUGUUCUACCAACUGGAGUAUGGAACAAAUUUGGGACUCCUUGGUGCUAGUUCUGAUGGAAUUAUUGAAGAAGGAUUAUGUUGUACAGUAGACUCCCGUAAGUUCGGCCUCGGUUAGUUCGGUCUCCGCUUAGUCCUCUCUUAGGCUCUCUGGGCAUUAGUCACACACUUUGCACAUCAGAAAUCAUUAGAAAAGAAAAUUCAGAAAAAAAUUACUGACUUUUUUUAAGUGUUUGAGAAGCCAAACCACCAAUGUGCAAUAAUAUUUUUAAAUUUUAUUAGGCUUAGAGUUGUGUAAGUAUUGAUUUAUGGUAUUUUUGUAACAGUUUAUCUUUUCAUAUAUGUUAAAUAUAUGUCAGAGUAUUCCUCUGUGUUGUCUUCUACUUAAUGUACAAGUGUUUUGUUUUUGGUAGAUCCAUACAAACAAUUAAUGGGCAUUUUUUAGAUAAGCAUCGGUUAGUUCGGCCACUUUUAAGUUCGGCCUAGGGUCCGGUCCCGAGGUGGCCGAACUUACAGGAGUCUACUGUAUUAGCGAUUAUGAUGAAUUUUGUAGGUUACAAUCUUUAUGUAGCUAAAUAGGGACUGUUACAUGUAAUUUUCUCUGCCAUAAAGUUGAAAAUUCAAGUUUGUGCAUUAAUGCAAUAAAUUUUAAGAACUAUAAAUUUAAUGAAAUAAUUCUAAAUAAUAAUUGUAAACGAGCAUGUUUCAGUGCGUCACAGUUUUUUGAUUUCUUUCUAACGCAUUAAAUUGUAUGUGACAGAAAAAAAGGCACGUCUGUGAUUACAGACAUUUAUAACAUUUAUUCUAGUUGUCGAUACAUGGCGCUAUAAUCGAAGAAAGAAUUAUAUCUACAGAUAUAAUCUGUACAAUUUAUAAGACUAUACAAAUCAAAUACCAUUUUACAAAUGCAAUAAACACAAUUGAUUUGUUUUUAUGCCAAAUCGCAAAUAAAAUGUGACAACUGUCUGAUUUAACUAAAAUGUCAUGUUAGAAUAAAUGUCAUAAAUGUGUAUUAUCACGGACUUCCCUUUUUUUCUAUCAUCUGUGACGCACUGAAAAAUGAUCAUGAAAAGGACUCUAGCAUAAUUAUAUCAAACAAAGUCCCAAAAGCAUGGAUUUCACAGGAAACGUAAAAAUGUAAGUAGGUGAGAAGUUAGCCACAGUUUUAGUGACUUAAAUCUAAACGAGUAUAAAACUGUGUGUACCUAUAUGACAAUAACAUUGUUGUUUUCAGUAUUUUCUUUACAAUUUCAUCACAUUUUCUCACCUUUUAAACUUUCCUUGGAUUUCUACAAAUGUUUUAAAAGCGAGAUUAGCUAAUUCAGUUCAGUCAUUCUGGAGCUGUUGUAAAAAAUAUAUAACAAAAUAAAAUGAAGUUUAUUAAAUGUCAUGCAAUUUUUACAUAUCGAAACUGCACCGGACACACUGAGUGACUUGUUGCAUUAGAGUUUUAUAAGAUUAGAUACUGAAGAAUUGCUGAAUUACGAUAUAAACUCUUUUUAGAAUUAUGUUAAUUAUUGUAAGAGAAAUAAUUUUAAUACGCCAUGGUGCAUGAAGUUUAAUGAUUUUGUUUUUAGUGGACCACAAUCAAUUGUUGAUGAUUUUGCCAAUUUCUUCAGCAGUUGUGACGUUCCGUCACUUAUCUAAUUAAUUAUUAAUGGGAACACCUUAUUGGAUUAUUGUUAAAAUUAUUUUUUUUAUAAUAUUAAAAACCCGUUCGCACAAAAUUCCCUUAGCGACGUCAUACUGGGUGUAUCGUGGCCACAUUGAUAUUUCGUGAGGUUGGUACUGACGCCUGUCGCCAGCUGUCACGAGGUCGGAACGGUGAAGGGAGGCCAUUGACUUGGGAGUGUCAUGUGAGUGCAGAUGGCGGCGUGAAUUUCUUUGUAAAUUAAAUAAGUUAUUUCCUGUUGCAUAGUUCAAUUAUUGCUAUUGCAAGUUAUAUUUGUUUUUUUGGGUGAAUUAAAGUGACGGAAUAAUGGAACUGUAAGAAAACGGAUCUCACGCCGCCAUUCUGGAGAAAUCUCAUUACUGAUGGUAAACCCUCUCUAACACCGAGAGCAGACACUUCCAACGUUCGAUCAAUCAGGGAACAAGCCAAAGGAUACCGUCUCCCAUUUGUUUUUGUAUUGAUUCAUCAUCCUGCACCCUCCGAGGGUAGUUUCAUUAGCUAUUGGGCAGUUGCACCACUUCGGUGAUAACUUCGUUCCACGGAUUUGGUACCAGACACCAAGGAUCGUUGUUGGAACAUGUGAAAAGGGGUUUGUUUUGGGGGACAUUUGUUCAUACCAGUUAAAGACAUAUUUUUUUUUUCUAGUAAUAUUCAGGACAUUUCAUACUUUCAUAAUUUAAUUACACAUAUAUGUUUUUCUUUCUCCACAAAUUUAAGUACAUUUUAGAUAUAACAGCCAUACCUUACAGUUAGUAGUGUUCCCCAAAUUUAUAUAAUUCCUGGUAGAAGUUUCGAGCUCGAAUAUUCUCCACCUACAUGUUCUUUUCACUUGGUUUGUAUUAAUUUUAGACUUGUUUCCUCAUUUAAUUUAAAAAUAAUAUUAGUUCAAUUCACCUAAAUUUAAAAUCAUUUAACUUGCUUCAUAAUUUUCAAUUUUUAUUAGAUUUUUUGGUAAAUAUUAUUUAACUUUCGCUAUUAAACUUUUUAUAUUAAAUUCGAAUAAAUCCCUAGUACCCAUCCCCUCAGGAAGGUACUAGUUUUACUUGCUGUUAGUAUUUAGAACCACUAGUCAGAAAAGGAUCUUUGUAUCCAGUACUAAGUUGGUUCAUUUAGGGACUUGUUACCCAUCAACUCAUUGAGAGUUGUAUAAUAUAUAUUAUAUACAUUAGGUAUUUUCAUUGUUCUAAUAUCAGGUAGUAUUCAAUUAGGGUGUACGUAUUACAAUCGUACAAGUGUUAUUUGGUGAAGGGGUUCAUACUAAUCUAGGUGUAGUUUGUACUUCCUAUAUUAGAGGUACUCAUUUGUAAAAAUUUUCUAACCUCAUUCACAUUAUUGUUACAUUAUUUAAUUGUAUAAAUCUGUAAAUGACUUUCACUAGUAUCUACCAUUUCUUGUCAUUUUAGAGUCACAUACUAGUCACUUGUUUUAACUCAGAGAUUGUGAAUAUCUAGUAGUUAUAUUUAAUAAAUAUAUACAUUUAUUGUGAAUUUUUUUUAAUUCUUUAAAUUUAUACAUUUAAUAUACUUGUACUACAAAUUUAAUAUACUCUAUAGCAGCGUAGAAUACCUGGAAGAGUGUUAACCUAGUUAGCCUUCUUCUGGCGCCCAAAAAUUUAUUCUAUUUUCAUUAUAUUAUUAUAUUUACUCUAUCUAUCUUCUGAACAUUAUCUUAAUAUCUUCUUUUCUAGCCAUCAUUAUCAUUUCCUUUAAUUUAUUGUCUGGUCAAAAAUAGGCGUGCAAAUUGGCAGAAUCCUUCCUUGAGUGUCAAGUGGCCAUUCUCUUGCAUAUUUAGCUAGCCAUUCAAGUUACAUUUAUCUAUUCAUAAUUUUUUUCAUCCCCUUUCUCUAUCAAGUAUACUGUUUUCAUUUGCAUAGUUCCAUACUAGUACUACUGCAAAGUAGUAUUCUAGUUACUUCGGCUUCUUCAACGUAGAAACCAUCCAUUUUUGUUCCUUUGGCUACAUUAAGUAGGUCUUCUUUUUCCUACGUCUGUUUGGAGUUUAUCACUCUCUGUGCAUUCACUCCAACAGAAAAUCUUCUUCUUUCUUGUUACAUUGGCGCCCAACGUGGGGCCUUAUUUUUGGUCUAAGACAGUAUUCAUUUAGGUCAUUUCUUUUCUUUUAUCUGAAGUUUCUUUGUUAUUUCCGUUGGUAUAUCUAUACUCAUUUUAUUACUUAUUUAUUUUAUCGUUAAUAUUUUCUGAUAUUUAUCAGGUAUUCUUAUACGCUGUAUUUAUUUAUUUUUUUUCCAUAUUUUGAGACCUCAUUAUAGUUUAUGAUUGUGCAACUCACAUUCUAGAUUAGAUUUUGUAUUUUAUUGGGAACUUAUAUUUAAUAUUGCUAUUACUUAUAUUACAUACAACAUAUAUUUUAUUCCUCCAUCCAAUAGUGGUAUAUUUGGAGGUACACUUAAGCGUUGAUCAUAUAUAUUUUUUUUCUAGAGUGGUAGUAAGUUACAUAUAACUAAAAAUUUAUUUCCAGUAUUUAGGUACUAGAUUUUCUUAAGUAUACUUUAUUUACUGGAUCAUUUAUUUAUUUACUUGAUCUUAUUUAUUUAUUCGCUUAUAUACCUGAUAAUAUAUAUUUGCUGGCCGUUUUGAUUUUGUUGGUGUGUUGCUAAUCUUUUCUCAGUACUUAUAUAUUCUGCGUGCAAACUUAGUUAUAUUUCAUACUUCUGAUCUUUGGACUGUUUGUCAAUAAUUUUGUUAUCAUCAUGUGUGCUUUUAAAGUGGAACAUCUUCUGGUGGACGAAUUGGACUAUGAGUUGAAUAUUAGGGACGUAGUACCAGAGGAGUCGGCAACAGUCGAUAGAAAACGCAAUCUUCUGCGGGGUGCUUUAAAACAAGAAGCAGGCAAUAGGAGUUUUCUCCAAAUUUCAGCUGCACAUAUUCCUUUUGAGGAACAACAGAAAAGAAUCUCUGAAACAUUAGACAGCUUGUCUAAAAAAAUCGAGAAGUUUCGGGGAACUGUAAAUGAUGCAGAAUACGCGCGAUUAACAUCUCGUUUAGCCCAUAUUUCUGGCCGUGUACACUUGUUACACUGUGCUACUGAAGAACAGGAACCUUUUAAGAAGUCUGUUUCUCUUAGAAUAUUAACCCUAGAGGGUGAACUUGAUUCUAGAGUUAACCCCGUAGCUACCUCUACUCCUAAUGCUCCCGUCAACGUAUCUAGCUUCACCUACCCCAAACCUGUGCAAGUACACAAAUGGGGUAUUUCAUUUUCUGGUGAAAAACAGCACACUGAUGUAAUGUCGUUUUUAGAAAGGGUUGAAUGUCUUCGUGUGUCUAGAGGUGUCUCUGAAGAGGAUUUGUUUGCUGCUUCUGCUGAACUGUUCACCGGUCCAGCUUUUACAUGGUUUAUGAAUAAUAGGGGUAGUUUUUCUUGUUGGUUGGAUCUGAUUAAAAGGUUGAAGUCAGAUUUUCUUCCUUACUCAUUCCAGGACGAUUUACUAGAUCAAAUUAAAAAUCAUAAGCAGAAACCUGGGGAAUCUGUUACUAUGUUUAUUAAUACUAUAUUAGGUAUGUGUAGUCGUCUAGACACUCCUUUGUCAGAUUUAUCUAAAAUUAAAAUUAUCCUUAAGUGUCUAUUACCCUUUUACCAUCAACAAUUAGCUCUGAUGGACAUUCAGAACAUUGAUGACCUCACUGUAAAGUGCAAACGUUUGGAGGAAACGUUAUCCUGGUCUUCUCAACCUCCAUCCACAUCUAGAUCCUCUUCUAAUUCUUCUUCUCAGCCAACUUCCUUUAGGCAACGUUCUUGGCAAAAUAAGGGUCAUGAACAUAAUGUUUCUGUUGUUAGUUCUGUUGUCUGCUGGAAUUGUGGUCAGGUUGGCCACCCGUUUUACAAUUGUAGGAUUCCUCAAACCCGUAUUUUCUGCCAUGGUUGUGGCCUAGAGAACACCCUUAAAAGGAACUGUUCUAAGUGUUCGGGAAACGAAAUGUCGGAGUUCCGUCCCCUGAGCGUUUCUCCGUCCACCUCCCAAUCAGGGAAUCAAACUCCAUCAGGCAACGAGACCGUCGGCCCAAGCACACCCAGCAACUCAAACCCAUCUUCCAGUCGGAAAGGGAAGAGAGUACCGUUCAAGAAACAAGCACACACCACAAAUCAAAAUCAGUCCAGAGAUUAACUUUUUGUC